Trachymyrmex cornetzi is the source of this 2257-nucleotide messenger RNA. RefSeq names its product ATP-binding cassette sub-family G member 4. The record is from RefSeq and is a predicted model, not a curated record. Lineage: Eukaryota; Metazoa; Arthropoda; Insecta; Hymenoptera; Formicidae. The annotation marks the transcript as partial. Gene Ontology annotation, molecular function: ATP hydrolysis activity; ABC-type transporter activity; ATP binding. Gene Ontology annotation, cellular component: plasma membrane. The transcript is spliced from 7 exons. Gene Ontology annotation, biological process: transmembrane transport.
UACUGUUUUAUCAAUUUAAAUGUAACGGUGACGGUGUGUAGUGUAUCAGGUGUAAGUGGCGAAGUUCUGGUCAACGGUAAGGUUCGAGUACCACAUAGUGAACGAUGGAAAAGGACGUCGUGUUACAUACAGCAAGACUCCAUUAUCAGAACGUACAUAACCGUAGGAGAAGCCAUGACUUUAGCCGCUCAUUUGAAGCUUGGUUACACAAUCAGUUCCGCUUAUAAGCAUUCUCAGGUUUUAGAACUCUUGGAAAUGCUAGGACUGAGCCGUUGCUAUGACACAUUAUGCGGAAAAUUAUCGGGCGGACAAAAGAAACGACUCGAUAUCGCCUUGGAACUAUUAACUAAUCCUUCAGUAUUAUUCCUUGAUGAACCAACGACUGGUCUGGAUUCCUCUUCGUGCAGCCAAUGCGUCGCUCUUAUGAAGCGGUUGGCGGAAUUAGAAAGGCGUACGGUAAUCUGUACGAUUCAUCAGCCGAGUGCCUUGCUUCUGGAGAUGUUUGAUUCCCUGUAUGUGGUGGCUAAUGGUUACUGCAUAUAUAGAGGUUCGGUUAGUUCGUUGUUGCCGCACUUGACUUCUGUCGGUGCUCAUUGUCCGCCUUAUCACAAUCCAGCUGAUUUCGUCCUCGAGGUAGCAAUCGGCGAAUAUGGUAUUUCGCUCGAUAAACUGGUGGCAGCGGCGGAAACUUUACCAAAUGAUCAGAAAACGAUCGCUCUUACCACGAGUUUGCCUGAAGAAACAAACAGAAUCAAGGAACCGCCACCACCCGCCGGUUUCCUGACGCAGUGUUAUCUUCUGUACAAAAGACAAUUGCUAAGCUUAAAAAGAGACUACUCGUUAUUGAUGGCGCGAUUGCUUUGUCAUCUGCUGAUUGGUGUGAUCUUCGGAUACCUGUACAUGGGAAGUGGCUAUCGAGCUAAUGUCUUAGCAAAUUAUGUUUAUCUAUACGGAUCAUUGCUUCUUCUCGUCUACACCGGCAAAAUGGCUGUUACUCUUGCUUUUCCACUGGAGAUGCAAAUUCUCAUGAGGGAGCAUUUCAAUCGUUGGUACCGGCUGGCGCCGUAUUAUAUCAGCAUAUUACUAGUCGAGAUACCUUUUCAAGCGGCAUGUGCGGCGUCGUAUCUGAUAGUGAGCUACUGGUUGACUGCACAGCCCGUAGAAACGAAUCGUAUAAUAUUCUUCAAUGUAGUUAGCAUAGCUGCCAGCCUGACGGCGCAAGCAUGGGGUUUCUUCAUCGGCGUUACCACGCCAAUUAAGAUUGCCGUCUUUAUUGGCCCGAUAAUCGCGGUACUGUUCUCCAUCUUCGGCUUCUGCAUACGUUACUUCGAUACGCCGCAAGCGUUCCGCUGGAUGUUUCAUAUAUCAUACUUCCGUGCUAGUUUCCAUAGUCUGAUAUAUACUGUAUACGGAUACGAUAGAAUGGACUUAUUGUGUGACGAAUUUUAUUGUCACUAUAAGAAACCAAGCACGUUUCUCAAAGAAAUGGAAAUCAAUGAUAUAAGUGUGAUCAAUAAUCUGAUACUCGUCCUCGGUAUCGGGGUGCUGAUGCAUCUUCUAACGGCCAGCGCGCUUUGGUGCAAGCUCAAUAGAAGAUGAAUCAAAUAUGAUCCUAUUAAAUACAGUAUUUGUGGUAUUGCGGGCAGUCUCUUUGAGAAACGACAUAAAAAUUCUGAGACGCUUUCCCCACGGAAAACGCGAAAAUACGAAUUAAUUCCAUGAGAGAAAUUUUGGAAACUAAGAAAAUUGGAUGAUAUUAGUAAAGUCAUUAUUUCUUUAGACCUUAAUCUCGCUGGAUACGAGAUGAUGUUCUACGGCACUUUGAGAAUGUUUUUUAUCGAAUCAAAGAAGACUGGGUGUCAUCAUCGAAUCUUGUAAAGCUACCAGUUGCAGACGGGCUUUUUAAAGUACUCUAUUUAGCGAAAUAAAGUACUAAUCCGAAUUAUUUUGUAUUAAUCGAAACAAGACGCUGUAAUCGCCAGCAAUUCUGUUUAUAAAAAGCGGUGGUAUUAAAAGGCAAGGUUUAUAUAUAAACAAAGUAUAAGGUUUACACAAAGCAGAAUAUCUGUAUAUAUGUAAGCCUAAGUGAUAAGGACAUAUAUACAUGAUACAGCGCGCAUUGAACGUCGUUAUUAUAGUUUAGAAUUGUAUUUAAAACCCUAAACAAUUUGAUAUAUUUUAGUUUAAUCUUUAGUGUUUAUUUAAUUUGCGUUUUUAGUAUUAUUCUAUGGAUAUGUGAAAUUGCCUAAAUACAUGU